AUGUCUCGCGCACGUCCAUCCCCGCUAGUGACAGGUAUUUCACCUAAGGAGGGCGCAGCCUGGACCAAAGUCACUAUCCGUGGUGAAAACCUGGGAACGGGUUCAGCUGACCUCAUUGGUCUGUCGAUCUGUGGUCAUAACUGCCUGCUAACAGCUGAGUGGAUGUCAGCAAGCAAGAUUGUGUGUCGUGUGGGCCCUGCAAAAGAUGACAAGGGAGAGAUCAUUGUUACAACCAAGUCUGGAGGUCUUGGUACCUCCACCGUUUCCUUCAAACUGCUUAAACCUGAGAGGAUUGGUAUUUUAGACCAAUCGGCUGUGUGGGUGGAUGAACUUAACUACUACGACAUGAGGACUGACCGCAACAAAGGCAUCUCACCUCUCUCCCUGCGACCCAACAAUCCACUGGGUAUCGAGAUAGACAAAGGACUGUUACCACUGAAAGACAUUGAAAUGACAUUUCCAGGGAUGAGUGGGGACUUCACCAGUGAAAACUUUUCUGCCACCUGGUACCUCAUUGAAAACCACGCAGGCUCAAGUUUCGAACAGUUAAAGAUUGCUGCCAGCAAUCUGAAAAAGCAGGCCAACAAGAAGAAUGAGGGGAGUCUGGCCUACGUAAAAGGAGGACUCAGCACAUUUUUUGAAGCUCAGGACGCUCUGGCAGCUAUCCACCAGAGGCAGGAUUCGGACGGUACUGAAAGAGUGGAGGGAUCAAUGACCCAACGCCUGGAAGUCAUACUCAACAGAGCAAGUGACACAGCAGAUACACUUUUCCAAGAGGUUUUGGGACGGAAAGACAAAGCUGACUCCACACGCAAUGCACUCAAUGUCCUUCAACGUUUCAAGUUUCUUUUCAACCUGCCGCUUAACAUUGAACGCAACAUCCAGAAGGGGGAUUACGAUGUGGUGAUAAAUGACUACGAGAAGGCAAAAUCUCUUUUUGGCAAUACAGAGGUCCCUGUUUUUAAAAAAGUCUAUGCAGAGGUUGAGACGAGGAUCAAGGCUCUCAGGAGUCUACUUCUAGAAAAAUUGCUGCACACUCCCUCAACACUGCAUGAUCAGAAGAGAUAUAUCAGAUACCUGUCUGACCUGCAUGCUCCAGGUGAUCCAGCAUGGCAGUGCAUCUACGCUCAGCACAAAUGGAUACUCCAACUGAUGCAAGACUGCAAAGAUGAGUUUCUUGGUGGUCACAGAGGUAACUAACACACAUUGUUGCCUUCUCUGGAUCUGGAGGGGGAUUCCCGUCCUUCGGCUCUCAGCAGGCUGAGUCACACCUCAUCUUUGAAAAGAGGCGGUAGCCUGCAGAUGACUAAACCAACCAACUGGCGCUUUGAAACCCCUCAGCAGGUGCAAUUUGUAGAAAAGCUUUCAGACGUGGUAAUUGGCCAGCUGCCUAACUUCUGGAAGCUUUGGAUUUCUUAUGUGAAUGGGAGUCUUUUUAGUGAGACUGGAGAGAAAUCUGGGCAAGUGGAAAAGUCUAAGAAAAAUGCAAGACAAAAGCAGAAUGACUUCAAAAAAAUGAUUGAGGAACUGACCAAUCGGCUGGUUAAGCUUGUCCGUGGGGCCCUCCUUCCCACGACACUGCCACAAGGGGAGCGAAGUUUUUAUGGAGGCUGGGAGAACAAAACAGAAAUUACUGGCACAUGGCUAACGCAAAUCAUUCAUACUGUCAGGGGUUGUUAUGAAGCUUUGUCUGCCUUGGAGAUCCCAAAUGAUAUGUUGCAGGUGAUCCAGGAUCUGCUGCUGGAAUUGAGAGUUCAUUGCCUCAUGGUGACACUGCUGCACACCACAGAUGAUGUCAGGAGCCUCGCCGAGAAGGAAGACUGGGUGGUAGAUAACGAGGGACUUACUAAACUGCCAUCUCAGUUUGAACAGUGUGUGGUCCAGAUGCUACAAUCACUCAAGGAGCCUCUCGAGAUUAAACCAGGAGAGAUAAAUAUACUACAGCUGGACCAAGUUCAAGACCAAGCCUCAGACCUCUGCGUGAGCAUCAUGAAGGUUUUUAUCAACUCACUGGAGCAGCUUAGCACAAGCAAAGAUAGAGACUUGACUACAUCUCCCAUUUCCAUGGAUCUGUCCUCUCCGGAUCGGUUUAACAACAUGCAGGCGUGCUGCAAUCCAACAUCUGAACAACGCUUACUCAUCAUCCUGAGUAACUGCAAUUAUUUGGAGCGACACACUUUCCUCAACCUAGCUGAUCACUUUGAGAAACAUGGAUUCACAGGCACUGAGAAGAUUACAAGGGUGAGCUUAGUGGCUAUUCGGGAACUGGACGAAAAACUAUUUGAUGCCUAUAUCGAAAGGAGAGCUGACCCGAUCGCUGGCUCUCUAGAGCCGGGUAUCUACGCUGGUUACUUUGACUGGAGAGACUGUCCAUCUCCCACAGGGGUGAGAAGCUACUUAAAGGAAGCUCUGGUCAACAUCAUUGCAGUUCACGCUGAGGUCUUCACCAUUUCCAAAGAUUUGGUUCCAUGCAUAUUAUCCAAAAUUCUUGCAACAGUCGCUGACGAAAUGUGUCGUCUAAUGCAGUGCGUGUCAUCCUUUAGCAAAAAUGGCGCCUUGCAGGCUCGACUUGAAGUUUGUGCAUUGAAAGAUGCCAUAGCUGCAUACUUAAAUGCUGAAAGCAAUGCCAGCUUUGAAAUGGCUUUGGACGCCCUCCCCAAAUUUUACAGUGCAUCCGAUAAAAAGUUACUAGAAGAACUCUUGAAUAAGUUUAAGAGUAGCAUGCAGCUCCAGCUUACCUGCUUCCAGCCCUCCUGUGUACUGCCUGUCAAGAGAUAA
Molecule: messenger RNA, 2778 nt
Organism: Nerophis lumbriciformis (worm pipefish)
Lineage: Eukaryota; Metazoa; Chordata; Actinopteri; Syngnathiformes; Syngnathidae
Source: RefSeq, a predicted model, not a curated record